This is a messenger RNA of Cyprinodon tularosa, 4344 nucleotides long. RefSeq names its product guanine nucleotide-binding protein subunit beta-4. Gene Ontology annotation, biological process: G protein-coupled receptor signaling pathway. NCBI's taxonomy places the organism in Eukaryota, Metazoa, Chordata, Actinopteri, Cyprinodontiformes, Cyprinodontidae. The coding region runs from base 362 to 1384 and encodes 340 amino acids. Gene Ontology annotation, molecular function: signaling receptor complex adaptor activity; protein binding. The transcript has 10 exons. The record is from RefSeq and is a predicted model, not a curated record. Gene Ontology annotation, cellular component: cytoplasm; heterotrimeric G-protein complex.
GUUCCCACUUUCAUGGGUGUGGUGAUUAGCCUGCUUGGUGAAAAUUUCAGUCAAAUCCGAUCCGAGCGGCUGCUCCCUUCUGACCCCUAAAAGCGGAUUAUAUCGUGUGGAAAUUAACGCGGUUCCUCUCCCCCCAUCUGAGGCAAUGGUUGUCGUGUGAAAACAUAUUAGUGCUACACAGACUGGAGGAACCGGACCGAACCAGAACGCCUCUUUUUCAGGUGUCAGCUGGCAAAGUGUUUGUAUGUGUGAGUGAGUGAGUGAGGGUGUGUGUGUGUAUGUGUGCAAGCACACACGUGUAUUUCCUUAACUUAGCCAGUGUUUAGAGAGGAGUGCGUCCUGAACGCAUCUAACGGGGACAAUGAGCGAGCUGGAACAGUUGCGGCAGGAAGCAGAGCAACUACGCAAUCAGAUCCGGGAUGCCAGGAAAGCCUGCAGUGAUUCCACUCUGUCGCAGAUCACAGCUGGUCUGGACUCAGUGGGCCGGAUACAGAUGCGGACGCGACGUACUCUCAGGGGACACCUGGCUAAGAUCUAUGCAAUGCACUGGGGGAGUGACUCAAGGUUACUGGUCAGUGCCUCGCAGGAUGGAAAACUGAUCAUCUGGGACAGCUACACGACAAACAAGAUGCAUGCUAUCCCGCUGCGCUCUUCAUGGGUGAUGACGUGCGCCUACGCCCCCUCUGGGAACUACGUGGCCUGUGGAGGUCUGGACAACAUCUGCUCGAUAUACAGCCUGAAGACCCGAGAGGGCAACGUCCGGGUCACUCGAGAGCUACCUGGACACACUGGUUAUUUGUCUUGCUGCCGCUUCUUGGAUGACAACCAGAUACUAACCAGCUCUGGCGACACCACCUGUGCAUUGUGGGACAUAGAGACGGGCCAGCAAGCCACCUCCUUCAGCGGCCACACUGGUGACGUUAUGAGCCUGUCCCUUAGCCCAGAUUACAAGACCUUUGUGUCAGGAGCUUGUGAUGCCACCUCCAAGCUGUGGGACAUCCGUGACGGCAUGUGCAGACAGUCGUUCACCGGCCACGUGUCUGACAUCAACGCCGUCUGUUUUUUCCCCAAUGGAAAUGCGUUUGGCACAGGCUCGGACGACGCCACCUGCAGGCUGUUUGACCUGCGUGCCGACCAGGAGCUGAUGAUGUACAGCCACGACAACAUUAUCUGCGGCAUCACCUCUGUGGCUUUCUCCAAGAGUGGGCGCUUGCUUUUAGCCGGCUACGAUGACUUCAACUGCAAUGUGUGGGACACUCUAAAAGGCGACCGAGCAGGCGUCCUUGCAGGCCACGACAACAGAGUGAGCUGCUUAGGAGUGACAAACGACGGCAUGGCUGUGGCCACCGGCUCCUGGGACAGUUUCCUCCGGAUCUGGAAUUAAACCAAAUGUCCGGCCUGAUGUCCUCAAUCACUGCCUGCCACCUUGGUUCUGCAGCCCCCAUGCGACUCAUCUGCUGGGCUGGACCCGAGGGAAUGCAUUUUGAAAGCCCUUUUCAUCCCUCCCAGCGGAAGACUCUCAAACAAUUUUUAUUUUUCCCCCAUCCGGCUCUAGAACAACAAAAACCUUUAUGAAAAGUCCAAUCUAAACCAAGAAAUCAUCAAAAAAUAUUGAAUAUAACUUAUUUUCUUCCUCUAAAGGGCAUUAAAGUGCAUCAACAGUCAUGGUUACAAAAAAAAUGAUCAUCAAUGUGUAAUAUGUAAAUGUAUAUAUAAAGGCAGUAUAUAUGUAUAGCAUUAUGUGUGUAUAUAUGCAUCAUAUAUGCAUAUAUAAUGUGUGUAUGUAUAUAUUUUUGUAGUUAUUUUUCUUGCUUUUUAUUUUAUUUGGUUUACUAUAGAUAUAGAAUAACAGAAAUAUCAGUAACCUUUAAAAAAAAAAAUCAGCAAGGCUAAUCAAUCAGUUUCGAGACAAAAUGUAACUUCUUUUGUUAAGAUUUUAUUUUUUAUUUUUUUGGGGCUUUAAACAUUCAUUAUUUUUGAACGGAUCCUAAGGCUGUGAUGCCUGGAGGAGCUUCAUCCCAAUAAUUAUUUUGUUUUUAUAUAUAUAUAAAUGUUUUUUGUCUGGAUCAAGCUUAAACUCCAAAGUAGCAACUGUUCAAGUUUAGGCAUUUGGAUUGGUGGGUUCAAAUCGACCACUGAACAUUGGACCACCAUUCCAUGGAAAUCCACUGCAGAGUGACUGGUUAAGAGUGGUUGUAAUAAUCCUAUCCCCCCUGCGGUCUGCAGAAGGAUUCAUCUUUGCUUCGACAUUGGGAUGAACGUUGGAUAUGAGGUGAAACGAUGACAGGAAUCCAAGCCCUAACUAGUUUCUCCCUGCAAUCCUGACAAAAUGGGAUUUACAAGAGCUUCCUGUUGGGACAGAAAAAGACUGCGGCAGUCUGCAGGAACCUGAGAAAAACAGGAAAAAUUAUGUCAGAGCUUGCCAUGUUGAUUUGUUUUUUUUUCCUCCUGAAUGAAGGAUUGAACUCCUUUUAAACAUCAAGGUGUGAGCAAAAACAGAGAAGAUGUGUGCCAAUUUAAAUCACACCAGUGCCAUAGCAAGCCUGCUACAAAAAAGGACACAAACAUGUCUUUUUUUUUUUUUUUUUCCUAAGAUUGACACUUAAAAGCAUUUUUGUUUCUCACCAAAAAAAGCAUCAUAAACUUUUAAUCUAACUAGUUAGGAACAAACACGUAAUAGACAGCUAGAGGCGCACUCACAAACCGUAAUACCAACGUGAGCCAUGGUGCACAUGUAAACGUGAUAUGAGGUUUCUCGUCGUCAAUCCUGCAUUUAAAAAGCUUAGAUUGUGUGUGAGUUGGACCUACCCAUCAGCUGUUUCAGGUGCCUGAAUAUAAAUGAAUAUAAAGCCCUGGGCUGGAUAGAAGAGGGGUUGUGCUUAAGGAGAUCAGGCAAUGCUCUCUAUUAUGCCUUAGGAUACCAUUCAUAAUAAGAGUGUAAAAUUAGCAUCAAUAAUAGAAAUACUUUCCUUUUUUGUUUCUAUAAUCUCAUAUUGUUCCUGCACAGUCUAGAAUUUAGUAUAAUUGUGUUCCAAGCCUAGAUACAUUUUGAAAAAAACAAAUCGUUUCUCUGAACAGCUUUUCCAGCUCCAUUAUGAGAAAUUUUGGGUUUUAAGUAGAAGACAGAAAUCAAAGUUUGUGUUCACCCAUAUAUCUUAGUUUGAUCAUCCAAACAUUAAUCCAUCCUCUAAUCAGUUCAUCCAUUCAUGAAACCUGUCCCUCUGCCAGUCUGUCCAACCAUCCUUUCAUCCAUUACGCUUCUGUCAGUGCAGCCCUCCAUCCACCAACCUGUCCAUUUGACCUGCUCUUGAUCCAUGCCAACAUUAGCCCAUCCAACUGCCAAUUCAUCUACCCGUCAAUCCACUUAUCCUUCAUCCAACAGACCCAUCAAUCUUUCAAUCAUCCAUCCAUUUAUGAGUGCAUCCAUCUGCUAAUAUAGCUGUCUACUUGAUGAGCCAUUUGUAUCCACUCAUUUGUCAAUCUGUCCAUUCAUCCAUCCAGAUCUCUAGCCAUACUUUAGCUGCAUCCACCCACCUAUUCAUUUCAGCCAUCCAUCAGUUUAUCAACCCUUUCAGUAGUCUGUCAGCCCAUACAUAGAUCCAUCUUUUUAUCCAUUUAUUUGUCCAUUUAGGUACCCAGGUAUCCAUCAAUUAGUUUGUCAGUCAUCAGACGGUUUUACUAUCUCGUCUCUUGUCUAGUUACAAUAAGUACAGCCUGACCUCUACGGAAAAAUCUCUAAAGUUUUUAGUGAUUGUUUGUAUAUAUAUAUAUACUUGAACCAUGGCUCAAACAAAAACUGUGAAAUCUAGAAACAUGGAGUCUGGGAACCCUGUGAGCGAGAAAGUUCUUGUUUUCCAACCGAAGCGCAAACGGAUACUAGUGAACACUAAGACACAUGCUAAAAGGAAAACCAUGUGCAGCUCCUCAGUGCUUGUUAAACCCUUUUUUUUAGUAUAUAAAUCUGCUUUUAACUAAUACAGUAAAGUUUGUAUUACCUAACAAGGUUUGAUCAGCUGCCGAUUAUUCCCUAACAUCCCUCUCUAUGGUCGAUAUAUUUUUAUUUUAACGGUUUUGUGUAAUUUCACUCUUCAAGUAACCCAUCCUGAGGGAAUGCUUAUGAGCCGCAGGGAAAGCUUGUAACCGUACAAGAUUUGGAGAUCUGCAGGAUGUGAAAUGUGGAGUGUUUGAGUGUUGAGGGCUUGUGUAGAGGAAGGUAGAGGGAUGGGGAGAAUUUGAUGAUGUACAAGUGUUACUUCCUCAUUCAUCUGUGCCAAUGUGCUCCACAGACCCUGAGCUGUGAACCGAAUACUAGUCUGUAAAAUUAAAAAGACAAAAAAAAAAAAA